Molecule: messenger RNA, 1469 nt
Organism: Boeremia exigua
Lineage: Eukaryota; Fungi; Ascomycota; Dothideomycetes; Pleosporales; Didymellaceae
Exons: 3
Coding region: 33-1283 (416 amino acids)
Cellular component (GO): cytoplasm; ribonucleoprotein complex; nucleus
Molecular function (GO): mRNA binding
Source: RefSeq, a predicted model, not a curated record
AUUCAGUACAUUGCUAUUUCUACGCGCCCAACAUGUCCAAAUCAGAACUCAAAGAAGAGAAGAGUCGCAAGCGGCAAGCAGAGGACACUGCAGACGCGCCAGUAAAGUCCAAGAAAUCCAAGAAGUCUAAGGAUCUCGAGACAACCGAUGCGCCCGUAGAGGAGGUCAAGAAGGACAAGAAGGAUAAGAAGACAAAAGACUCUAAGAAGUCGAAGAAAUCCAAAGAUGUCGCAGAUACUGCAGAGGAUGUUGCUGCCGAGGCUACGUCUGCCGAAGAGAAGUCUGAGAAGAAAUCGAAAAAGUCUAAGAAGUCAAAAACCAGCGACGAUAUUACCGAAUCCACCAAAGUCGAUGACGACGUUCCCAUGACCGAUGCUACGGCCGCAACCGACGAUUCAACCCCCAAAGACGAGACUAAGAAAUCCAAGAAGGAAAAGAAAGAAAAGAAAUCCAAGAAGUCCAAGACGGAGGCGGAGGCUGAGAACGCACCUACAGAUGAGAAGACUGAAGACGUUACCAUGGAGGAUAGCACUGCCGCAGAGGUGAAGAGUGAGAAGAAGGACAAGAAGGACAAGAAGGACAAGAAGGAAAAGAAGGAAAAGAAGGAGAAGAAGGACAAGAAGGAGAAGAAGGAGAAAAAAGAGAAAAAAGAGCAGAAGGCCAAGGAGACAGCAGAGCCUGAAGUCAACGGAGACGCUGCGACAGAGGAAGCCGAGGCCGAGACUGGUGCUGAAGCAGAGACUGAACAAACAGCUGGCAAGAAGGGCCGCUUCAUCGUUUUCGUUGGCAACCUUCCCUACACCGCCACCAAGGAAUCCAUCGAAGAGCACUUUGCGAAGAUCAAGCCGACUGAGAUUCGUCUACGCACUUACAAAGGCACCAACAAAUUCAUGGGCACCUGCUUCGUCGAGUUCGAUCGAUUCGACCGCAUGGAGACAUGUCUGAAGAAAUAUCACCACUCUGUCUUUCCUGACGGUAAGAAGAAGGAAGGUCGCAAGAUCAACGUUGAGCUCAGUGCCGGUGGUGGCGGUAACAGCGAAGCACGACGCGAGAAGAUCCAGGUCAAGAACGACAAACUGCACGAUGAGCGCGCAAACGACCGUGUGAAGCGUGUUGAAAUUGAGAUGAAGCAGGCCGAUCGCGCAGCCAAGAAGGGCAACAAGAAUGCCAACGGCGAGGAGGAGGCUGCCGAGCCGGACAAUGGCGGAAUCCAUCCUGCUCGUCUUGCCAUGAUGUCUGGAGCAGAUCGUCCAGCCUACCCUACUCACAGGCAGCGAUACUAGUAUCUUUUUUGCACGGGCCUAGGGCUGCCUUCCUUCGAUUUGCUUAAUUGCAGCACGCGAUGGCUUUGCAUUGCACGCGUGUUUGGAUAGAACGGAGUGCUUCUCUUUUGUUGGUUAGGAAUUACGGCUUCUAGAUACCAUACUACCGUUAUAGGUACAAGUCAAAUAUACCACUAUGACAUCACA